Molecule: messenger RNA, 3498 nt
Organism: Diachasma alloeum
Lineage: Eukaryota; Metazoa; Arthropoda; Insecta; Hymenoptera; Braconidae
Exons: 4
Coding region: 1-3498 (1165 amino acids)
Source: RefSeq, a predicted model, not a curated record
AUGUCUGAUCCAGAUACCGUAAUUGAACAACAAGCCGUAGAUAAUCAACAAGAUACUAGAGGCGCAGCGGCACAACCAACGAAGACAGAACCUCCACCAUCAACAAUUCCGAAAGUUGUAAUCAGCGAGACUGAAGGUGAAGCCAACAUCCCGAGUACUCAACGAAUUCAGCACAUCAAGAGGAGAUACUCGGAGGUGAUAGGGCAACCCGCUGCAGGUCUCACUGUGCAUCAAGAGAUUCUACUGAGGCAGCUAAAUUUCAGAGUGGAGAGCAUCACCCACAUUUAUAAGGAGCUCACCACCACGAUCAUGAAUGACGAGGACGUCACCGUGGAAGAGCUGGAUGGUCAGAAAGAAAUCCUUGAGACCUACUGGGCAGAGUUUCUCUCGCAGCAGGGAGGCAUAAUCGACUAUCUCCCUCACGAUCAUCCCUACUUGACUGAAGGAAUCUUCGAACAGACAGCUGCCACAAAGGAGCAAAGUGUAAAGCUCAUCAGUAAGCUGAAAGUUCGGCUGUCGAAGAAAACUCAACCAGCAAGCAAUUCACCAGGCCAUGAACACCCAGACAAGCUCAAACGUCUGGAUUUGAAGGUUUUCGACGGCACCCCAUCCCAGUGGAAGCAAUUCAGAGAUCUCUUCACCUCGCUGGUCGGUAGCAAACCAAAAAUCGCACCAGUGGAGAAGUUGAUUAGGCUCAAAAGCAGCCUCAGAGGACCUCCAGCUACUCUCAUAUCGACAUUGGACAUCAACGACCAGAAUUAUGAAAAGGCUUGGCAGAAGCUCAAGGCGAAAUACGAUGAUCCAAGAUUGGUGGCUCAGUACCUGUUCAAUCGAAUACUGGAGCUACCAAAAAUCACCAAGGCAACUCAGGAGAAACUCAAUCACAACACAGCAGCAGCAGUCGAGUCGCUAGACCAGCUACGAGAGGUAGUCGGUCUCUCAGAUGCGAACUUGAUUGAACAGAUGAUCGCCUACUUGGUGAGGAGAUCAUUAGAUGCAGAAACCCUCAAGCAGUGGGAAUUGAAACUGGGAGACUCCAGAGACUUUCCCAGUCUGAAGGAAUUCGUCGGAUUCGUCGAAGCCUGCGGCAGAGGAAUCAACGCAGGAUCAGAGCUUCAUGCAACACAGGAAACCAACAUCGCCGACAGGAAAUCACUGAAGAAGAAGAAGAGCUCUUACGCAGCAGCUACUCAACAAGACAGCAACGCUGAGAGGCUUCUUCCGAGAAACUGUUGUGCCAUGCGUAAGGAAAAACACUUUAUCGCUGAGUGCCAGAAAUUCAGGGAGUUGCCCCCAGUAAAGAGGAACAGCGUGGUCAUAAGCAAUGGCCUCUGCUUCAGCUGUCUGGGACCUCACCGAAAGACGAAGUGUUUCUCAACGAAAAGAUGUCAACAAUGUCAGGGCAACCACCACACUUUAAUUCAUGGAGGAAGCGAGUACACCAACGCUCCACCACGAACUCGACGUGACUUGGAAUCAACAGAUGUCCCUGCAUCAGCAAAAGUCGAUCCAGGGCAGAGUACAGACAAGAUCACGACUCGACCCAGUACAUCAACGGCAACAGUCAACCUCAACAACCAGCGGACCAGUGAGAAUGCAGAAACAACUCAACAAGAAGCAGAUCAGCAAUCAGUGCUGUUAGCAACAGCACAAGUCAAAGUGAAAUCCCCAAAAGGAUUCAUCAGCAGAGCCAGAGUACUAAUUCAUCAAGGAUUAGAGGUGUCAUUUAUCUCUGAGAAAUUAGUACAUCAACUGCACCUCACAAGAACAACAGAAACGUUGGAAUUAAUAGGAAUUGGCGGAGUCAAUUCAGGCCACACAAGAGGAAGGGUGUCGAUGACGCUACAAGCAAUCAACGGGCCCCAGCAAGUAAAACUCAACGCCCACGUCUUGAAGAAACUCACAGCACUUCUGCCAUCAUUCUCCUGUGAAUCAGUCGAAAUCGGCUCACUAGAAAAUCUUCAACUAGCUGAUCAAAAGUAUCUCCAGCCUGGACCAAUAGAUAUAAUAAUAGGGGCUGACAACUACGGGCAGAUAAUUAAAGAUGAAGUUGUCAAUCGCUCAACGAGGGUCUCCCUAUCAGCUGUACGGGAAUCUUCAAAUGAACGACUACUAGAGCUUCUACAAAGGUUUUGGGUCCAGGAAGAAUUACCAGUCCAACGUUCAGACAACUCAGAGCUAUCACAAGACGAGCUGGAGUGUGAAAAACACUUCAGAUCAACACAGAGCAGAGAUUCAAUAGGGCGUUACAUUGUGAGGCUCCCAUUGAAAACGUCAGCAGAAGCGCUCGGGGAGUCAAAGUUCAAGGCUUCACGACAGCUCAAAUCAACAGUCAGCAAACUCAACAACAAUCAGGAAUAUGCCCAGCUCUACAAGGAGUUCAUCAACGAGUACGAGGCUUUGGGACAUAUGCAGAGAGCACCCGAUUCUCCAGAACCUACCCCAGCCUAUUAUCUGCCACACCACGGGGUUCUGAGAGAAGAGGCCAUCACCACAAAGCUGAGAGUCAUUUUCAACGGCUCCAGUCCCAGCUCAUCAGGUAUGUCACUCAAUGAUAUAUUAUAUCCUGGUGGAAAAUUGCAGAUUAACGCCAUGGACGUCUUGACAUGGAUGAGAAAGCACAGACUCGUGUUUGGCACCGACAUCGUCAAGAUAUUUAGACAGAUACGACAACAAAUCUCCUAUCAGCUAACCACAGUCACCUACGGUCUCAACUAUUCUCCAUGGCUAUCUCUGAGAGUUCUUCAACAAUUAGCGGAGGAUGAGGGUCACCGCUUCUCAGCAGCCGUCGAGACAAUCACCAGAGGUCGGUAUGUUGACGACAUCUACGGCGGAGCUGAGUCAGCAGCAGAACUCAAGGAGAUAGUCUGGCAAUUACAAGGACUCUGUCAGGCUGGAGGCUUCGCUCUUCAGAAAUGGAGCAGCAAUUGCCCACGGCUAUUGCACAAGCUCGGAUUAUCAACAGAGGAAGCCGUAAUCCAGUUUGAAGAAUCAGUCACCAAAGUUCUUGGAAUGUGUUCGCAUCAGUCGUCCGACACAUUCAGUUAUAAAUCCAGAGACUUCAACAUACAGACGAUCACCAAGAGGGUUGUAUCUUCAGAGAUAGCUCAGAUUUUCGAUCCUUUGGGCUUCAUCGCUCCAGUCGUCGUAAAAGGGAAAAUUCUCCUACAGGAUCACUGGAAACUCAAAUGUAAUUGUGAUGACCCCCUCCCCACGGAGUACACUCAGCGAUGGGAGUCAUUUCGUCAGGAACUCACAGAAUUGGAUAAAGUUGCUGUACCCAGAUGGCUCAAUUUAUCAUCAAAAGAAAAUAACAUUCAAUUACACGGAUUCGCAGAUGCUUCAACCGUAGCUAUGAGUACAGUGGUGUACAUAUGCACCAAGAACAUCAACGAGCCAGCUUCAACAGUGAUGGUCUGCGCGAAGACAAAGGUAGCACCGAUCAAGCGCAUGACUAUUCCAAGAUUAGAGCUUACAGCAGCUCUCUUGUUAACAUAA